AUGUCAUCUCUAUUUCAUCUACAUCAUGUACUUUUUUUGCAUUUUUCGCAACUUCAAGUCUUCGUUCUGUUGCUGUCCUCUCCGCUAGCCACCGCGUUCAUCAACGCCAUGCUUGAAAUGGAGCAUGAGAUAUGGAGAAAUGCCCUUUGGGUGGGCAUCAACACGCUGGAAAAACUGCUCUUCAUCACCAUGGCGUCAGAAGUACUGCCCAUGCCGCCGAGACAAGGGACGGUGCCACCACCGCCUUCGACCUCGAGCGAAUCAUCUCCACUGUCUCGUGUCUCAGAGCCUCGCUUCAACUUGACUCGAUCAACCCAGUUACCGUCAGUGCUUCAUUAUCCUAUUGCGAUGGACCAAGACAGAGGGUUUUCCCUGCAACCGGUCGCUUCGACACCAGAUGUAGAGGAGCCAUAUGCUUUAAUCGAGGGGCGUCUGGGCAACUUCGUGCUAGUCAUACCCGAGACCAGAUCAGCACAAGACAUUUGGCAACAUAAUGUCAAGUAUGCCCACCCAUUGACCAUAUCGUCAUUUUGA
This is a messenger RNA of Protopolystoma xenopodis, 534 nucleotides long. NCBI's taxonomy places the organism in Eukaryota, Metazoa, Platyhelminthes, Monogenea, Polystomatidea, Polystomatidae. The record is from the annotation of a GenBank genome assembly.